AAGGAGAUAAGUGAGGCUGUUGUCCUAGAAUCUUCUGGGGAAAAAGACAAAGUUGCUCACUGCUCAAAAGGAAGCUUUGGGUGAGGGCUCUCUCCUGCCACUCUUGUGCCCUGCCACACUGAGCUGACUAACACCAAGGGCCACCCAAACUGCACAUGCCAAAAGAAGACAGGCAUGGCCACGGAGCAAACUGAACGCAGCCUAAAUGCUACCACCCGCCUCAACUUUGCUGCAAUUUACAACAUCCACGAUGGGGAUUUCACCUCCUUGCGAAACUUCUCUUUCCCUUUCAACUUCACUUACGGCGAUUAUGACCUGCCACUGGACAGUGAAGAUGACAUGACCAAAACCCGCACCUUCUUCACAGCCAAGAUUGUCAUCGGGGUUGCUCUGGUUGGCAUCAUGCUGGUCUGUGGCAUCGGCAACUUCAUCUUCAUCGCUGCUCUCGCCCGCUACAAGAAGCUGCGAAACCUCACCAACCUGCUGUUUGCCAACCUGGCCAUCUCAGACUUCAUCGUGGCCAUCGUGUGCUGCCCCUUUGAGAUGGACUACUACGUGGUGCAGCAGCUGUCCUGGGAGCAUGGCCAUGUCCUCUGUGCCUCAGUCAACUACCUACGAACUGUCUCCUUCUACGUUUCGACCAAUGCUCUCCUGGCCAUAGCUGUUGACAGGUAUCUGGCCAUUGUUCACCCACUGAAACCACGCAUGAAUUAUCAAACAGCAACCUUCCUCAUUGCCUUGGUCUGGGUUGUCUCCAUAAUUGUAGCUAUUCCAUCUGCAUACUUUGCUACUGAAACCGUGUUGUUUAUAGUGAAAAACCAGGAGAAAAUUUUCUGUGGCCAAAUUUGGCCAGUUGACCAGCAGAUGUACUAUAAAUCAUACUUUCUCUUCAUCUUUGGCAUUGAAUUUGUGGUACCUGUGAUUACAAUGACCUUGUGUUACGCCAGGAUCUCUCAGGAGCUUUGGUUUAAAACCGUCCCAGGAUUUCAGACAGAACAAAUCAGAAAGAGGCUUCGGUGCAGAAGGAAAACUGUUAUGGUAUUAAUGUGCAUCCUGACUGCCUAUGUUCUCUGCUGGGCACCUUUCUAUGGCUUCACAAUUGUCCGGGACUUCUUCCCCAACAUCUUGGUGAAGGAGAAGCAUUAUCUCACUGCCUUUUACAUAGUUGAGUGCAUCGCCAUGAGCAACAGCAUGAUAAACACCAUGUGUUUCGUAACCGUGAAAAACAACACCAUGAAGUACUUCAAGAAGAUCAUGCUGCUCAGAUGGAGGUCAACGUAUAAGGGAAGCAAAUCCAGCACAGAUUUGGACCUGAGAACAAGUGCAAUGCCAAUCACAGAGGAAGUAGACUGCAUAAAACUACAAUAAACUUUCUGAGGUUCUAAUCUCACUUUUUUUUUGGAGGGGGGUAAAGAGGAAAUCAUACCUUCUCAGAAGCUUCUUCCUUGUCCGUGGGAAUACCCACCACUGGUGAGAGCCCUCAAAGCAGCAGCUGACUUUGCGUUCCCACCAGAACUCUUCUCACUGGACUGCUAGAUAAU
Molecule: messenger RNA, 1541 nt
Organism: Pseudopodoces humilis (Tibetan ground-tit)
Lineage: Eukaryota; Metazoa; Chordata; Aves; Passeriformes; Paridae
Gene: PROKR1
Product: prokineticin receptor 1
Biological process (GO): neuropeptide signaling pathway
Cellular component (GO): plasma membrane
Molecular function (GO): neuropeptide receptor activity
Source: RefSeq, a predicted model, not a curated record